Messenger RNA from Lampris incognitus (smalleye Pacific opah), 943 nucleotides. It is a transcript of the gene mrpl34, whose product is annotated as mitochondrial ribosomal protein L34. The record is from RefSeq and is a predicted model, not a curated record. The transcript has 2 exons. Gene Ontology annotation, molecular function: structural constituent of ribosome. The coding region runs from base 56 to 430 and encodes 124 amino acids. NCBI's taxonomy places the organism in Eukaryota, Metazoa, Chordata, Actinopteri, Lampriformes, Lampridae. Gene Ontology annotation, biological process: translation. Gene Ontology annotation, cellular component: ribosome; mitochondrial large ribosomal subunit.
CAUCCUGUGACAUUCAUGCCGUGUUUGUCUGUGACAACUUUCAGUCUCAUCCAAAAUGAAUAUUUUACGUUUUUCUUUCUCACGAUUAAGGGGAGGAACACCUUUGACCAGCAUUGCUAAGCCGAACCUUCCUGUAAGUGGUACCUCCCAACUAAGAUUGCUCAGCAACUGGGUCUUAUCCAGAAUCACUCCAGGACCACAAAUUUCCAAAUGUGGACUGGUUGUGUCGCAAGCUGAGGGUUCAAGAGUUUUCCAGCAACUUCCUUGGCAGUACCAACCAGUGCGAACAAAGAAAAGAGGAAUGGAGUAUCAGCCCAAGAACCUCAAACGCAAGAGGACCCACGGCUGGAUUAAAAGGAUCCGCACAAAGAGUGGCAUCGAGGUCAUUCUACGUCGAAUGCUAAAGGGACGAAACUCACUCACACAUUGAAGGUGGCAAAAGAACACUUUUUUGCUAAACCUCUAAAACUUUCUGGAAAAUAAAUAAUGGUUGUCUAACAGUGGAGGCAUUUAACAAGCUGCUUUGAACACUUGUACUGAGUUGAUUGGUGAUACUGGGUAUGGAUUUGGAUUUGGUAUCAUUGGUGUAUUGAUGAUGAGUAUGAGAAUGGAAUUGACCUUAUUAAAGGAAAUUGUUUUCCUUGGUUCAAAAUGGACACUGGUAGAUUCAGUCAGUCAUUUGUAAUGGUAACUGAUUUCAAACAAGAAUGAAAAUGAUUCAGAACUACAAUGCUGAAGUAAAAUUUUGUCCAUAGUCAUUACAUGAUGAUGAUGAUACAUUUAUUGUGUGAUACAAUUGGCGAUACACCCUUCAUGAAUUUAUCUUGCAAAAUUGUCAAUUGUGUUUUUGUAUUGUGUGAAAACGCCCUUAAACAAUUUAAACAUUCUUCUCUUUAUCAUUGAUUGCUCCAUCAAUAUGUUCAUAAAAAAAUCUAUUACCGAA